Messenger RNA from Enhydra lutris kenyoni (northern sea otter), 1526 nucleotides. Its product is annotated as tumor protein p53 inducible protein 3. Gene Ontology annotation, molecular function: quinone reductase (NADPH) activity; quinone binding; NADPH binding. The record is from RefSeq and is a predicted model, not a curated record. NCBI's taxonomy places the organism in Eukaryota, Metazoa, Chordata, Mammalia, Carnivora, Mustelidae. The transcript has 6 exons.
UGCUUCGCGCUCGCCGCCGAGGCCGUGCUGGGUCCCGAAGUUCUCCCGCAGGGACCCGACGGCGGGGAGCGCAGGACCGCGCUGUGCCGCGCCGCGGGGAGCAGCGGAGAGCCGGGCCCCAUGUCCUCAGAGAACAUGCUAGCGGUGCACUUCGACAAGCCGGGAGGACCAGAAAACCUUUACCUGAAGGAGGUGGCCAAGCCCAGCCCAGCAGAGGGUGAAGUCCUCCUGAAGGUGGCGGCCAGUGCCCUGAACCGGGCCGACUUACUCCAGAGACAGGGCCAGUACGCCCCACCCCCAGGAGCCAGCAGCAUUUUGGGACUGGAGGCAUCUGGACACAUAGCAGAGUUGGGGCCUGCCUGCCAGGGGCACUGGAAAAUUGGGGACCCAGCCAUGGUUCUGCUGCCUGGCGGGGGACAGGCUCAGUAUGUCACUGCCCCUGAAGAGUUCCUCAUGCCCAUCCCAGCAGGACUGACCCUGUCCCAGGCUGCAGCCAUCCCAGAGGCCUGGCUUACCGCCUUCCAGCUGUUACAUCUCGUGGGAAACGUUCAGGCUGGAGAGACUGUGCUAAUCCAUGCAGGAUCAAGUGGUGUGGGCACGGCUGCCAUCCAACUCGCCCGCAUGGCUGGAGCUAUUCCUCUAGUCACAGCUGGCUCCUGACACAAGCUUCAGAUGGCAGAAAAGCUUGGAGCAGCGGCCGGAUUCAAUUACAAAGAAGAGGAUUUUUCUGAAGCAACAAUGAAAUUCACCAAAGGUGCUGGAGUCAACCUUGUUCUAGACUGCAUAGGUGGAUCCUACUGGGAGAAAAACGUCAACUGCCUGGCUCUUGAUGGCCGCUGGAUUCUCUAUGGUCUGAUGGGAGGAACUGACGUCAGUGGACCUCUAUUUUCAAAGCUACUUUUUAAACGAGGAAGUCUGAUCACCACUCUGCUGAGGUCGAGGGACAAAAAGUACAAGCAAAGGCUGGUGGAGGCUUUUACAGAACAAAUCCUACCCCACUUCUCCACGGAGAGUCCCCAACGUCUACUGCCCGUGUUGGACAGAGUCUACCCCGUGACUGCAAUCCAAGAGGCCCAUGCAUACAUGGAGAGUAACAAGAACUUGGGCAAAAUCGUCCUGGAACCGCAAUGAAGGACAAGUUUCCCAGGACAAACUGGAGAAAGUCCAUAGUACGCAGGAAAGAGAUCGGGUGCUACUCCAAGCCGCCCUGUAACCUACUGGCCCUCCCCUGCUCUCGCCUCCGGAUCCGUGUAAAAAAAAUCGAAUGAAAUAAAGAGUAGAUCUGAAGGGUUGCCCUCUCACUGUGGCGGCCCCAGACCGCGGCCUGCGCCGCGGCGCGGGUGGGGUGGGAGUCGCGACCGCAGUUGUCGCAGGGAUUACAGCACAGGCCCGAAGAGUGGGUACUCAACUCUGGUCCAGGGCCGGGGGUCGCGGAUACCGAACGAACAGCGUCAGCCACUACACAACGUGCCACAACCCCCGAAAGCCUCUUUGCGCAGCACCAGAAGCCCGGGCCCACCCACCAG